AUGUUUGUGAAAUUAUUUUUGGUCUUUUGUGCCCUUACUGUAACUACUGUCGAAAGUAAAUACCGUUUGAAGCAAGUUAUUAUUUUAAGUAGACAUAAUGUGCGUACUCCUUUAGCAAGAAAUCUAAAUGAGGUGACUCCUAAGCCAUGGCCAAGUUGGAAAGAAAAACCUGGAUAUUUAACUCCUAAAGGAGCCUAUUUGGAGGGAAUUAUGGGUGGUUACUUUUCUGCUUGGUUAAAGAAAGAAGGUAUAUUGUGUAGCGUUUGUCCCACAGAAGAUAUAUUUUAUGCAUAUGCUAAUACUGAGCAGAGAACAGUAGUUUCUGCUAUGUCAUUUAUUGAUAAAGCAUUUCCUAACUGUAAUGUAAAAGUUCACUUUAAAGAAAAACCAGAUCCUGUGUUUAAUCCUGUAAUUCAUAAUGAAACUACUAUAUUUAAAAACAUAGCAGUAAAAGAAAUGAAUACUCGACUUAAACAUUUGUCUUUAAACAAUUCAUUGUUAUUUGUAGAGAACAUCUUAGAUUAUAAGGACUCGGUGCAAUGUAAAAGCAAAAAUGAAUGUGAUUUACUAGACAAUAAAAAUAAGAUUAAUUAUAGAGUUGGGUAUAAACCUUAUAUAACAGGGCCUUUAAAAGUUAGUAAAUCAGUUGUUGAUGCUUUUAUAAUGUCUUACUACGAAGGGUUUCCAAUGAAAGAUGUGGCAUGGGAUUUAAUAACUGACAAGGACCACUGGAAGCAAAUAAUGGAAAUAAGUAAUGGUUAUCAUGAUGUUAUUUUUAACACUACACUUGUAGCAAAAGAUAUAGCUGCACCACUUAUAAAAUAUAUGUCAGACAUAUUUUUUAGCAAAGAGGAAUCUCCAAAAAUUACAUUAUUAAUGGGACAUGAUGCAAAUAUGCUAACAGUAUUAAAUACUUUUAACUUCAAAGCAUAUACUCUGCAGAAUCAAUUUGAAAAAAGUCCUGUAGGUGGAAAGAUUGUAUUUCAGAAGUGGUUCGAUGAAAAACACAAAAAAGAUUUAUUGAAAAUUAAUUACGUUUAUCAAUCAACAGAACAGUUGAGGCACGGUCUAAAUUUGUCAUUAGAAAUUCCUCCUGAGUUUACUUUAUUAGAAUUAAAAAAUUGUACAGCUGAUAGUAAUGGAUUUUAUGUAUGGGAUGACUUCAUCUCAUUUUUGAAGAGUUUGUUAUAG
Messenger RNA from Parnassius mnemosyne (clouded apollo), 1191 nucleotides. Lineage: Eukaryota; Metazoa; Arthropoda; Insecta; Lepidoptera; Papilionidae. The record is from the annotation of a GenBank genome assembly.